Messenger RNA from Lytechinus pictus (painted urchin), 965 nucleotides. Its product is annotated as riboflavin kinase-like. Gene Ontology annotation, biological process: riboflavin biosynthetic process; FMN biosynthetic process. Gene Ontology annotation, molecular function: riboflavin kinase activity. The record is from RefSeq and is a predicted model, not a curated record. Gene Ontology annotation, cellular component: mitochondrion. The transcript is spliced from 4 exons. NCBI's taxonomy places the organism in Eukaryota, Metazoa, Echinodermata, Echinoidea, Temnopleuroida, Toxopneustidae. Bases 359 to 874 code for a protein of 171 amino acids.
GAUAUUGUCUAAUCGGUAUCAUCGUAAUUGCAUAAUCGAAUCACACGGUACUGCCGGUAAUUUCGUUUUCCCAUCUUCCUUGCUGUGCGGAUUUUAAUUUUCGGUGAUUUCUUUUUUUAUUUUCUUCAUAUGAACCUUUUCUUCGUCAGUUGUCACAUCGAAAACAUAGGGAAAUAUCAAGAAACCGUUACUCAUCACUCAGCUCAGUCCGACCAAAACUGAAAAAGGAGGUUGACCGCAGCCCAGGCGCAGGCUCAGGCCAUUGAUCGGCUAUCCACUCCCGGGACCCACUCGGUGUAAGGUACCGGUAAUUACCGGCGGUCUACUUGAGCCGUGAGUGAGUAGGACUAGGACUCGCAUGUACAUGUGGGCUGUGAUACAUUUGCCAAGAAUUACUCUUCGGUGUUUAACUACAAUGGCGGAAAAUUUACCAUAUUUCACACAAGGCCGUGUCAUCAAAGGGUUUGGAAGAGGAAGCAAGGAACUUGGGAUUCCAACUGCUAAUUUUCCUGAAGAUGUUGUAGAGAAACUGCCUGCUGCUUUAACCACUGGGGUCUACUAUGGCUGGGCUUGUGUAGAUGACGGAGAGGUGCACAAGAUGGUGAUGAGUAUCGGUUGGAAUCCAUAUUACAAAAAUGAAAAGAAAUCUAUGGAAACACAUAUAAUGCACACCUUUAAAGAUGACUUUUACGACUCAAUCCUGAAAGUUGGCAUCCUCGGUUUUAUGAGACCUGAAAAGAAUUACCCAUGUCUUGAUUCGUUGAUAGCAGCUAUCAAGCAGGACAUUGCAGAUGCUGAUAUGAAACUGUCACAGCCCGAUGCACUAAAGUACAAAAACGACAACUUCUUCAGGGACCUGUCUUCACAAUUAUGACAGUGAAUUACAUGCAGAAUAUAUUUUAGUUUACAAGAGAUUAAUUUUUAUAGUACACGUAGAUAUAUUCUAAGUAUGUAUGUCUGUGCAA